Panicum virgatum (switchgrass) is the source of this 1090-nucleotide messenger RNA. RefSeq lists its product as uncharacterized. The transcript is spliced from 2 exons. The record is from RefSeq and is a predicted model, not a curated record. Bases 170 to 1090 code for a protein of 306 amino acids. Lineage: Eukaryota; Viridiplantae; Streptophyta; Magnoliopsida; Poales; Poaceae.
CUCGCCGCGCUCCAUGCUCGCCGCCUCGCCGGAUGGGAGGAAGAUAGGCGGGGUUCUAGUGGUGCUACUCCGGCGGUAGGUGGGGCAGCUGCCCCACCGUGCCGCAUGGGAGCUCCGCCUCUGCCGUGGACCGUGGAUCCGCUGCACCAAAUCGUCUUCCCCCUCCUUCAUGUACAUGAAUCAGGAACAGAUCAGGGUCAUCGAUCUCAAUUCACACCAUCCCUCCACCACCCAGCUCACGGCGGCAACCUGCACCACGGGCAGAGCACAUGGCUCCCCCUGCUGCUGCCCCAAACGGCGCCUGUCCUCGUCGCCUCUGCCCUCCACGCCCCUCCCGGCCUCCCCGCUGCCCCAGCCCGAGAGCAUGGCUCCUCGAUCGAAGAUGACGGCAGCGCAGCAGGCGUCUCCUCCGCCGUCGGUGCCGGAAUUACAGGCUGCUCCAGGUUCAAUUGCUGCUACCCUGACAUGGUUGUCAGUGCCUCCUGCUUUUAUACUUAGCUGUUCUCCUCCUAUGGUCCAUAGAUCAGAUCUGAACUCAACUGACGAUGCAAUCCGAAUUACCUUCAACGUUCGGUCCAGAGUUUUUGCGCCCCCCCCCCUCAGUUCAAGAAACAGAGGCAUACUACAAUUCAAUAAGUCUCGAGGUUUUUCUGGCAUGCUAGGAAGUAUUGAUUGUAUGCAUUGGGCGUGGAAAAAUUAUUCUAUUGCAUGGAGAGGACAAUACACUCGUGGUGACAAGGGUGCUCCUACAAUGAUUCUUGAGGUUGUGGCUACACAUGAUCUUCGGGUAUGGCAUGGUUAUUUUAGCAUUGUUGGGGCUAACAAUGACAUCAACGUAUUAAACCACUCACCUUUGUUCAUACAAGCACUGAAGGGUGAAGCGCCUCAAGUGCACUUCUCUGUCAAUGGGACACAAUAUAAUAAUGGUUACUAUCUUGCUGAUGGAAUUUAUCUAGAGUGGAGUGACUUUGUUAUAACGGUGUCUCAAAAUGAAAAAGACAAGUUGUUUGCACAAGUGCAAAAAAGGAUAUUGAAUGUGCAUUCGGAGUAUUGCAAUCUUGAUUUAAUAUUGUUGAUGUCCGGCACGUAA